Messenger RNA from Brenthis ino (lesser marbled fritillary), 1350 nucleotides. The record is from the annotation of a GenBank genome assembly. Lineage: Eukaryota; Metazoa; Arthropoda; Insecta; Lepidoptera; Nymphalidae.
AUGCGGAGAGCAAUAUUUCUGCUGUUCAUCCUCUUGUUGGGGGUGGCCAUAGCUUGCCCCUGGGCGUGCUCGUGCCGACCAAACGCUGCCGAUUGUGCACAUAGAGCUUUACUGCAUGCUCCACGACGACUGCCUACAGAUUCUCAUCGGCUAGACCUUCAAGGCAACAACAUCAGUAUAAUAUUUCAGAGCGACUUCCAGAAUUUGAAGGAAUUGAAAAUUUUACAAUUAUCCGAAAACCAGAUCCACACGAUCGAGAGAGACGCCUUCUUAGAGCUGAAUUCACUCGAACGUUUAGACCUCAGUCGCAACGAGCUUACAGCGAUCAGUAGAAGAACUUUCCGUGGUCUGACUGCAUUGAAAAGUUUGCACUUAGAUGGCAACCAACUCAAGUGUAUAGAUGAAAAAGCUUUGGAGAACCUGAAGAGUUUGGAAGUUUUAACACUUAAUAAUAACAACCUAACUUACUUAUCGCUGGAAGCUGCGUCUGUCGCUCGCCUGCACACACUGCGACUGACCGACAAUCCGAUCGUGUGCGACUGUCGCGUCGCACGUCUGUCGGCGUCCGUCCGGGCUGCUGGUAUACAGGGUGUUGGGGCAAGAUGUCAAGCCCCUGCUACACUAAGAGGAGCGCUGCUGACAGAGCUGGAAGCCCAUGAACUAACAUGUACAGGUCCCACAACAGCUAUAACAACAGAAUGCUCUGCAGAGCCGCGUUGUCCACCACCCUGUAGAUGCUCUCCCGACGGCACUGUUGACUGUAGGGAGAAACUACUCACUGAACUACCGUCUACCAUUCCGCACAGAGCUACAGAAAUACGUUUAGAACAGAACGAGAUAACAGAAGUGGGCGCGGGCGCGUUUUCAGCUGUGAAAAGAGUGGCGCGAAUCGAUCUGUCAAAUAAUAAAAUAAUCAAAAUGGCCGCCGAUGCGUUUAAUGGACUAAUUCAUUUAACAUCAUUAGUUCUCUACGGAAACAAAAUAAAAGAUCUACCGUCUGGAAUAUUCCAUGGCUUAACGUCAUUGCAGCUUCUGUUAUUAAACUCCAACGAAAUAACAUGCGUCCGGAAAGAUACUUUUAGAGAUCUACAAAGCCUAAAACUACUAUCCUUGUAUGAUAACAAUAUAAGGACAUUACAAAACAGCACCUUCGACUCCCUCACUGGCAUUCAAACUUUACAUCUAGGCAGAAACCCCUUCUCCUGUGACUGCUCUCUAAGAUGGCUGGCGGCGUAUUUAAGAAAAAAUCCCAUAGAAACAUCCGGAGCAAAAUGUGACUCCCCCAAACGAAUGAACCGUAAAAGAAUCGACGCAUUGCGAGAAGAAAACUUUAAAUGUAAACGUAAGUUU